This is a messenger RNA of Lolium rigidum, 2007 nucleotides long. RefSeq names its product long chain base biosynthesis protein 1a-like. The transcript has 13 exons. Gene Ontology annotation, cellular component: endoplasmic reticulum. Gene Ontology annotation, molecular function: pyridoxal phosphate binding; serine C-palmitoyltransferase activity. NCBI's taxonomy places the organism in Eukaryota, Viridiplantae, Streptophyta, Magnoliopsida, Poales, Poaceae. The coding region runs from base 322 to 1779 and encodes 485 amino acids. The record is from RefSeq and is a predicted model, not a curated record. Gene Ontology annotation, biological process: sphingosine biosynthetic process; ceramide biosynthetic process.
UAGAAGAGAAGCGCUACGAUUGGCUAUGAGGCCCAAGUUUCCUCUCGUUUUGUUGACCUGAGUUUCCUCUAAGUUUCUGCGGCGGCGGGAGAGGAGCUCCAUCCCAACCAAGACCACCGCCACCGCCUCCUCCCCACGCUGCCAGAUCCCGCCGCCGACUCCUCCUCCAAGUUCCCUCGUCCGCCAGAUCCCGGCGUCGCCGUCGCCUCCAACGCAACCUCCCUCGGCCGCCGGCAGACGUUGGAAGGCUGGCUUUCACUCCGGUUUGAAAGGCUGAAGUUUUCAUCGUGUGUUAGAAAAAGCUCACCAUAGAGUUAGGAAAUGGACAUGGCAUUGCCGAUUGUCAAUGCCACCACGGCGGUGCUUGCUCGUGUCUCAGCUGCAUUCAACGCUCCUCUUGCCCGUGCGGUCGUCUUCGGUGUUCAUAUCGAUGGUCACUUGGUUGUGGAAGGACUUCUUAUUGCAGUCAUAGUGUUUCAGCUUUCUAGGAAGAGCUACAAACCUCCAAAGAAGCCACUUAGUGAAAAGGAAGUCGAUGAGCUAUGUGAUGAAUGGGAACCAGAACCUUUGUGUCCUCCAAUCAAAGAGGGGGCCCGAAUUGAGGCACCAAUCUUGGAAAGUGCUGCUGGACCACAUACAACCAUUGAUGGGAAGGAAGUUGUAAACUUUGCAUCAGCAAACUACCUUGGUUUAAUUGGCAAUGAGAAAAUUACCGAUUCUUGUGUUGGUUCGUUGGAGAAAUAUGGCGUUGGAUCCUGUGGUCCACGUGGCUUUUAUGGAACAAUUGAUGUCCACCUUGACUGUGAGGCAAAAAUAGCUAACUUCCUGGGAACGCCGGACUCCAUUUUGUAUUCGUAUGGGAUAUCUACCAUAUUCAGUGUGAUACCUGCCUUUUGUAAGAAAGGAGAUAUCAUAGUGGCUGAUGAAGGUGUUCACUGGGCAGUGCAAAAUGGUCUCUAUCUCUCAAGAAGUACUGUUGUUUAUUUCAAGCAUAAUGAUAUGGCUUCACUCGCUAGCACUUUGGAAAAACUUACUCGUCGGAACAAACGUACUGAGAAUAUUAGACGCUACAUUGUUGUGGAAUCUAUCUACCAGAAUUCUGGUCAAAUUGCCCCCUUGGAUGAGAUAAUCAAAUUGAAGGAGAAAUAUCGUUUCCGUGUUAUUUUAGAGGAGAGUCAUUCGUUUGGUGUGCUUGGCAAGUCUGGACGGGGCCUUGCUGAACAAUAUGAAGUUCCAAUUGACAAAAUUGAUAUUAUCACUGCUGGAAUGGGAAAUGCAUUAGCUACCGAUGGUGGCUUCUGUACAGGAAGCGCCAGAGUUGUUGAUCAUCAGCGUCUAAGCAGUGCUGGCUAUGUUUUCUCUGCCUCUCUGCCACCAUAUCUUGCCACUGCGGCACUUUCUGCUGUAAACUAUUUGGAGGAGAAUCCCUCGGUUCUAGCCAACCUAAGGAGCAACGUUGCUCUUCUGCAUAAAGGACUGUCAGGUACACCAGGGCUUGAAAUUUCUAGCCAUCUUCUGUCACCUAUCGUCUUCCUCAAGCUGAAGAAAUCGUCAGGGUCUCUAACCACUGACCUAGAUCUUCUCGAAACCAUUGCCGAUCAGGCUUUGAAGGAAGAUUCGGUUUUCGUCGUGGCAUCGAAGAGGUCAACUUUGGACAGGUGCAAGCUUCCGGUUGGAAUCCGCCUGUUCGUAUCAGCUGGUCACACGGAAUCAGACAUCUCCAAAGUGUGUUCAUCCUUGAAGAGGAUUUCCGCGUCGGUCCUUUCAGACCACGUUUGAUCCUGGAUCCCCUUCAAGAAGAGAGCGACUUUGGUCGGUCUUCGAUGCCCUGUGUACUCUACUACUCUAGGCUGUGUGUUUGGUAUAUGUACAUAACAGUUAUGUACAUUUCUAGAUCUGAUCAACUCGUGUUGUUGCUGAAAAUUUUGUAAAACUUUGUGGCUAGAGAUGCCACGCUUUUGCUGUACAUUUGACUGAUUUACAUGUUGUAAACUAGAUAUUUUUUCA